Messenger RNA from Artibeus jamaicensis (Jamaican fruit-eating bat), 1568 nucleotides. It is a transcript of the gene CPB2, whose product is annotated as carboxypeptidase B2. NCBI's taxonomy places the organism in Eukaryota, Metazoa, Chordata, Mammalia, Chiroptera, Phyllostomidae. The transcript has 11 exons. The coding region runs from base 136 to 1407 and encodes 423 amino acids. The record is from RefSeq and is a predicted model, not a curated record. Gene Ontology annotation, molecular function: metallocarboxypeptidase activity; zinc ion binding. Gene Ontology annotation, biological process: proteolysis; fibrinolysis.
GGUCGAUUGAUCACAGCAACGAGGGGAAACAAGCCGUUAUAUUUUAACCAGUGUGUAAAGAAGGCUCUUAGGUAACCCGCUCUCCGGGGCCCUUUUGCUUCAGAGAGUUCUGUUUUCCUGCAAAUCGCCGUGGGGAUGAAGUUUUCCAGUUUGGGGGUCCUCGUAGCCGCCGUCACCUUCUGUAAGCAGCAUGUCUUCGCAUUUCAGAGUGGCCAGGUCUUGUCUGCUCUUCCUAAAACCUCCACGCAAGUUCAAAUCCUGCAGAAUCUCACCACAACACACGAGAUUGUUCUCUGGAAGCCAGUAACAGCUGAGUUUAUCACGAAGGAAAAAGAAGUCCACUUAUUUGUGAAUGCGUCUGAUAUGACCAAUGUGAAAGCCCAUUUACAAGACAGUGGCGUCCAAUUCAGGGUCCUGAUGGAAGAUGUGGAAGAGCUAAUCCGCCAGCAGACUUCCAACGACACCAUCAGGCCCCGGGCCCCGUACGCGUAUUAUGAAAAUUAUCACUCCCUAAAUGAAAUCUAUUCUUGGAUAGACUUUAUAACCGAGCGGUAUCCUGACGUGGUUGAAAAAAUCCACAUUGGAUCCUCAUAUGAGAAGCGCCCACUUUAUGUGUUAAAGAUUUCGAGAAAGCAGCAAACGCCCAAAAUUGCUAUGUGGAUCGACUGCGGCAUCCAUGCCAGGGAGUGGGUCUCUCCUGCUUUCUGCCUGUGGUUCACAGGCCACGUGACUCAGUUCUAUGGGAGAGAACACCGGCACACCAAUAUUUUGAGGCACAUGGAUUUCUAUGUUAUGCCCAUAAUUAAUGUGGAUGGUUACGACUACACGUGGAAAAAGGACCGAAUGUGGAGAAAGAACCGUUCUUCCCAUGGAAACAAUAUUUGCAUUGGAACAGACCUGAACAGGAACUUCGCUUCCAGACACUGGUGUGAGAGAGGCGCGUCGAAUUUCUCGUGCUCGGAAGUCUACUGUGGCCCCUACCCCGAGUCGGAACCCGAGGUGAAGGCAGUGGCCGGCUUCUUAAGAAGAAACAUCAACCACAUUAAAGCCUACGUCACUAUGCAUUCCUACUCUCAGAUGAUAGUGUUCCCGUAUUCCUAUAACAGAAGCAGAAGCAAAGACCACGAGGAACUGUCUCUGGUGGCCAGUGAGGCGGUCCAGGCCAUCGAGAGCGCCAGUAAAGGCACCAAGUACACGUACGGCAGCGGCUGGGAAAGCCUGUACUUAGCUCCCGGAGGUCCAGAUGACUGGGUCUACGACUUGGGCAUCAAAUACUCCUUUACAAUCGAACUUCGAGAUACAGGCGAACACGGAUUCUUGCUGCCAAAGCGGCUGAUUGAGCCCACUUGCAAAGAGGCUCUAGCCGCGGUCUCUAAAAUAGCUUGGCACGUCAUCCGGAACGUGUAAUGCUCUUGAUCUCCUCGCUCUGCUCCCACACGUUAAUUUGCUGAUUUCAACAAGACUGCCUCGUGGUACCAGUUUCUUUUUAAGUUUCAUCAAUAGUUUUGAUAAAAAGUUUUCCUAUUCCUUGGUGUUUGUCAAAGAACAAAAUAAAUGUAAUAAACAAA